AUGCAGCACCGGGGGUUCCAGUGCCCCGUCGUGUUCGGAAUCUCGGACAACGGGCUCUGCAUCUCCCUGCGCGGGCACGGCUGGCUGGAGAGUUUCGUGAAGCAGCGCUUGGGCAUGCCCGUAUUUCGUGCGGACGGCAACAACUUGGCGUCGGUCUUCUCAGCCUCGCAGGGCGCCAUCGAGCACGCACGGCGCAGAGGCGCGCCCGCCGCCGUGCUCUUCGGGGGCCUCUCCCGGCGCUUCGGCCACGCGGCGACCGACAGGCAGGAGGCCUACCUCAGCAGCGCAGAGAUCCAGGAGGCCGAGUCCCGCUGCGCCCUCGCCGAGGAGCUCGGCCGUGCGGUCGAGCAGGGCGUCGUGUCCUACGCGGAGCUCGCCGCGCGGUUUGACGAGUUAGCUGCCAUGAUCGAGGAGGCGUUUGAUGCCGCGUCCUUGGAGCCGAAGGUGGCCAGCAAGCAUGCUUGCGGGACGUUCAACAGCCAGCCUCUGGUGCCGAAGGAAGAGGCCGUGGCCGCCAGGGCGCGGCGCCAGCAGCUGCCCGCCGCGGGCGGCGGCGCCGGGCCGGGCACGGUCAUGCGACGCAGCAUGACCCGGGUGCUCGACGAGCUGCUCGCGGAGCGCCCCCAGCUCGUCUACCUGGGGGAGGACGUUCAGUGGCAAAUCACGGAAGCUACUACCGCGUGA
Prorocentrum cordatum is the source of this 684-nucleotide messenger RNA. The record is from the annotation of a GenBank genome assembly. Lineage: Eukaryota; Dinophyceae; Prorocentrales; Prorocentraceae.